Messenger RNA from Lodderomyces pseudojiufengensis, 912 nucleotides. RefSeq lists its product as uncharacterized. Lineage: Eukaryota; Fungi; Ascomycota; Pichiomycetes; Serinales; Debaryomycetaceae. The record is from RefSeq and is a predicted model, not a curated record. Gene Ontology annotation, cellular component: U2-type catalytic step 1 spliceosome; U2-type catalytic step 2 spliceosome; Prp19 complex. The coding region runs from base 1 to 912 and encodes 303 amino acids. Gene Ontology annotation, molecular function: U6 snRNA binding; pre-mRNA binding. The transcript has a single exon.
AUGAGUUCAAAUACCUUCGUCAUAUGUACGCGAUGUCUAGGUGAUUCAAGAUUUAUAAAAAUGACAAAACAUGAAAAUGGAGAAGAGUGUAAACAGUGUACUAGACCGUUCACAGUAUACAAGUUUAGAAAUCAAUCAAUAUCAUCAAAACCUUUAAAUACAAUAAUAUGUGAAACUUGUGCAAAAGCAAGAGGAAGUUGUCAAAUAUGUCUACUAGAUAUGGAAUAUGGAAUACCAAUAGAAUUAAGAGACACAGCUUUAAAAAUGGCUGGAUUAGAUCCUAUAUCAAUUUUAAAGACCUCAAAGAAUAGAGAAGUAAAAGCUAUUAUGGCUGAUAAAUUGGAAAGAUCAUUUGAAAAAAAAGAUUCUAAUGAUAUGAAAGCUAAAGAAUUGUUAUCAAAAUUAGCAGAAAAAUUCAAAGAACAGAACACCAACAGUACAAAUACAACAAAUACAGAUGUGGAAAAGCAAGCUACAAUUACAUCAAAAUCAUUUAAAAAACUUCCAUUCAACAAUAAUUUAAAAUCAUCAAAAUAUCCAGAUUUAUUAUCAUUCUUUAUAUUUGGAUUUCCAUCCGAUCUUCCACAAUAUGUCCUUUCUAAAUAUUGUUCACAAUUUGGUCAAAUUAAAAGUAUAAAUCUAAAUCAUAGUUGUAGAUGUGGUUAUAUAACAUUUGAAGAUCGUAAUUCUUGUGAAAAAUUUGCAGACUUUGUCAAUGACAAUGGGUUAAAUGAAAAUAAAAACACUGCGGGGUUAAUUAAUAUUGAUAAUAAUUUUCUAAUGAGAGUUUGUUAUGGUAAAGUAAAACCUUUGGGGAAAACUAAUGAAGAACAAAAGCAAUUGAGUUUGUUGGUUGGUAAAGUCAUGAAACAAUUGGCAGAAAAAGAUUUAAAAUUUAAAGAUGGAAAUUGA